AUGGCGACCAACGCGACUACCGAAGACGCCGCGGCUGUCGCACCCGAUCCCGAAGACCUGCUGGAAGGCUUUGCGGUGGUGGAGACGCCGCCUGCUCAGAACUUUGUUUUCGGAGCGAGCGGACCCUCAUCAGCACCACAACUCCACGGGCUGACUAAGGCCGUCAUCAGCGCCGCCGCCUUCACUUCCGCUGUCACGUCACGAGGUCCCCUGGCCGGAGGGUCCAGACAGACCUCGGCUUCACAGGCACUGCCGUCGCCGCCCCGUUCGCCAGCCGCUGGACCCGUUACGCCGGCGGGAGGCGGCGGCGGCGGCGGCGCCGCCCGCAGCCCUGAUGGCGACGGCUCCUCAGCAAAGGUCGACCCCGCCAUGAUGGCGACGGUCCCGGUACCCGCUCCUCCUCCAUCGCAGCCCGUACACACAACCGCAAACACCGCGACAGCCAAGAGCUCCAGGUACCCGCACGGCGGGAACACCAACGCAACCGCCACGCAGCCUGCGCGCCUUCGGCGACCGGUAUCCGCCUCCGCUGCCGCGGCGGCGGCGGCGCGGCGUGCCGUAGUGGCGCUGUCUGCGGCAUCCCUGCUGGUGGUGGCGGGGGCCCUGUGGGCUGCCUUCACCAUCAGCCGCCUGAAGGCCGAGCUCCGUACUGCCCGUGAGCAGCUGACGUCACUUGGCUCGGAUCUGUCGGAGGCCAGGGAGCAGUGCGUGUUGGUCUCGCAGUUGCGCGAACUGCGGACCGGGGAGCUGCCGACGCCAGCUGCGCGCCGAGAUGGGUGCACCAUUUGCUGA
Molecule: messenger RNA, 792 nt
Organism: Volvox carteri f. nagariensis
Lineage: Eukaryota; Viridiplantae; Chlorophyta; Chlorophyceae; Chlamydomonadales; Volvocaceae
Exons: 3
Coding region: 1-792 (263 amino acids)
Source: RefSeq, a predicted model, not a curated record